AUGCGCACACCAUACUCACCGCUCCAACUCCUUACGCGCCUCUCCCACGAGCAGCUGAAGUCAUCCCAUCAAAUCCUUGGCCGCAUCGUCUUCUUUCUAUUCUCGUUGCACGCUGUGCUCUAUCUCAAUUUCUUCAUUCGCAGCAAUCUGCUUGCCAAGCGCAUACAAGAAAAGGACGUAAUCUUCGGCAUCAUCAGCAUCACUCUAUUCGCCGCCAUCAGCACCACCGCAUUAGCGCAGAUACGACACUGGAACUAUCGCGUGUUCUACAUCAGCCACGUCUCCAUCGCAAAUAUACUAGUCGUGCCGCUAUUCCUGCACGUACACCACAUCCGACCUUACGUCUGGGAAGUUGUCAUCGUCAACGCCCUCCAUCUUCUCUUCCGCUUCACCGCACACAAAACCUACACAGGCACCAUCACCCUCCUCCCCGGCACAACCCUGAUUCAAAUCCGCAUUCCUCUCACGACCCUCUCAUCAACGCUCUCAUGGCGCCCAGGCCAGCACGUGUAUCUCUCCUUGCCUACAGGAAAACACUAUUCAGCCUCCCUCUCCGACCAACUCACCCUCCGCAGCAAAACCAACCCCUUUACCGUCGCCUCCAUCCCCGUCAAAGACAAAGAGCUCCUCCUCGUCGCCAAGACGCUCACAGGCAACACGAAGAAAAUGUCCGAGCUAGCUACCUCCCUGGCCAAACAAGGCGGCGAAGCACCCAGCAUCCCGCUCGCCCUCGAAGGACCCUACGGCGCUUCGUCGCACCUGCCAGACCUCUCCUCCUACGAUAAAGUACUACUCGUCGCCGGCGGCGUCGGCGCGACGUUCAUCCUUCCCAUCUACAGAAGUAUCGUCGAGUUCCGCGAGCCGGAGCAUGCAGGAGUGCCGCAGGUACGGUUUAUAUGGGCGGUGCAGAGAUUGGCCGAGACGCAGUGGGCGUUCCCCUCCUCUUCCGCGUCUAACGCAGCUUCGUCGGAACCCGCCGUCGACGACGCGGAUUCUGAAACUGGAGGGGAUGACGCUGCAGAUGGCCUCACUCCCUCUUCCUCUUCCUCCCCAGCCAUCGAAGUCUUCGUCACGCGCGGCGCAUCCUCCUCCUCACUUCCCGGCUCCUCCCCCGAGGAAAUCGAGCUGCAGGAGAACGAUGCGCUGCUUUCGCUAGAGGAGGAGAUGAAGAAGCCGCGUGCAGGCAUGGUGCUCAAGACGGGACGGCCCAAGAUAGCGGCGAUUGUGGAUGAGGUGUUUAGCAAGGGGACGAGGGUGGCGGUUGUGACAUGUGGGCCGGGGAGGUUGACGAGGAAGGUGAGGGAGGGGUGGGGCGGUGGGUGGAGCAGGGGUUGA
Molecule: messenger RNA, 1335 nt
Organism: Didymosphaeria variabile
Lineage: Eukaryota; Fungi; Ascomycota; Dothideomycetes; Pleosporales; Didymosphaeriaceae
Exons: 1
Coding region: 1-1335 (444 amino acids)
Biological process (GO): iron ion transport; copper ion import; intracellular iron ion homeostasis
Cellular component (GO): plasma membrane
Molecular function (GO): ferric-chelate reductase activity
Source: RefSeq, a predicted model, not a curated record